This is a messenger RNA of Pediculus humanus corporis (human body louse), 1272 nucleotides long. Its product is annotated as Heterogeneous nuclear ribonucleoprotein 27C, putative. Gene Ontology annotation, molecular function: RNA binding. Lineage: Eukaryota; Metazoa; Arthropoda; Insecta; Psocodea; Pediculidae. The transcript is spliced from 9 exons. The coding region runs from base 1 to 1272 and encodes 423 amino acids. The record is from RefSeq and is a predicted model, not a curated record.
AUGAUGGUACAAAUCAAACAUUGUGCCAUUGAUAAAUUUGUUAUGAAUUUAUUAAUAAAGUUGUUUGUUGGAGGCCUCAGUUGGGAGACAACACAAGAGGCUCUUCAGAGAUAUUUUUCUCGUUAUGGAGAUGUUGUUGAUUGCGUUGUAAUGAAAAAUACGGAGUCUGGACGAUCGCGAGGAUUUGGUUUUGUGACUUUUGCAGAUCCUACCAAUGUUGGUGUUGUUUUACAAAAUGGACCCCAUGUUCUCGAUGGAAGAACAAUUGACCCGAAGCCUUGCAAUCCUAGAACAUUAUCAAAACCAAAAAGAAAUAAUGGCUAUCCUAAAGUUUUUCUCGGAGGAUUGCCUUCGAAUGUAACAGAAACGGAUUUGAGACAAUUUUUUAUGAGGUACGGAAAAGUUAUGGAAGUUGUAAUAAUGUAUGAUCAAGAAAAAAAGAAAUCUAGAGGAUUUGGAUUUUUGUCUUUUGAAGAUGAAGAUGCUGUCGAACGUUGUGUGGCCGACCACUUUGUUAAUCUACAUGGAAAGCAGGUUGAAAUUAAAAAAGCGGAACCUCGGGAUGCAUCAGGAAAAAUGAAUGAUAGCGGAAAUACUUGGGGUGCUCCUCAAGGCGGACCUCAAAUGGGAUUAGGAGGAGGAAUGGGAAUCGGGGGACCCAAUGGUCAAAUGUCUGGACCUAUUGGAGGUAUGAGCCAUCUUCCUCCUGGUAAUAUGAUGCAGAGUUAUCAAGGAUGGGGAACUCCACCUGCUUCCACAGGAUAUCCAGGUUAUGGCACUCCUUCCGGAGGUUAUCAACAAUGGGGAGCUCCCCCAGGCCCACAAAAUCAACAAAUACCUCCUCCUCAGUGGGGUUCCAAUUAUGCUUCACAGCAAAACUAUGGAUCUUACGGACCUCCUCAAGGACCUCAAAGUGGUUAUUCUAGUAGUUGGAAUUGGAACAUGCCCCAAAGUUCGGGAGGUCCGGGUCAAGGUGGUCCGGGACCCACUCAAGGAGGACCUCAAGGAGAUAUAUACACUAGAGCUGCGUCUAAUGCCGGACCUGGGAGCGGCGGCCCGGCUCCGCCAGGUUCUGGUCCCACUCAAAAAACUGCGGAUUACAGCUACGGAAGCUACGGUGCAUACUCUCAGGAUUCUUCGAGUUAUGGAGGAUCGACCAGGAGCUAUGACACUACGUCUGCUAGUGGCAAUGGAACUCCAGGAUAUGCUUCCCAUGCACCACCAGUUCCAGGUCAGAAAGCAUUUGAUUACAAAGAAUGGCCCACCUCGUGA